Rhizoctonia solani is the source of this 735-nucleotide messenger RNA. RefSeq names its product glutathione S-transferase. The transcript is spliced from 4 exons. Gene Ontology annotation, molecular function: glutathione transferase activity. Bases 1 to 735 code for a protein of 244 amino acids. The record is from RefSeq and is a predicted model, not a curated record. Gene Ontology annotation, cellular component: cytoplasm. Lineage: Eukaryota; Fungi; Basidiomycota; Agaricomycetes; Cantharellales; Ceratobasidiaceae.
AUGCCAGAGACACUCACACUCUAUUCAUCCGAGAUCUGCCCGUUUGCCCAACGGACGGUGAUCGCCCUACAGGAGGCAAAGGCCGAUUAUACUUUAUACGAGAUCGAUUUGGCGAAUAAACCUGAUUGGUAUGCGCCCAAGGUCAAUCCGGCCAGCAAGGUCCCCGCUAUCGCCUAUGGAGGGCCCAAAGUUGACCCAGCGAAUCCAUCUCCUGAAUCCAUCAAGCUUGCGGAAUCGCUCGUUCUCCUCGAGUUCAUCGCUGACUUAUACCCAAACUCUGGUCUGCUAUCCACCAACCCAGUCGAGCGUGCACAAGCAAGGUUUAUAAUUGAUCUCUUCAGUACUAAAGCAUUACCGGCCUUCUUCGCGGUGACGUGGAAAGGCGAAUCCCCGGAUGGGUUAUACAGUGCCCUGCUCGCGUUCCAAGAGCAACUCGAACUACAUGCCAAGCCAUUCCUAGGAGGAGACAAACUUAACAUUGCAGAUGUGGCCGUCGCUCCAUUCUUAGCUAGACUCGAUUCUCAUCUGAGAAAUGAUGUUGGAGGCUUUGAAACAGGCGUGGGAUCAAAGAUAUACGACGAGAUCUUCAAGAGCGAACGCUUUAAUACUCUGUCAAAGUAUGCGCAAGCGCUGUUAGCGAGGGAAACAGUGAAGAAGAGCUUCCCGGAAGACAAGUAUCUUGAAAGGAUCAAAGCGCGUGUGCAAGAGGCUCUCAAAGAAAAGUCGAGCACUUAA